This is a messenger RNA of Dromiciops gliroides (monito del monte), 1471 nucleotides long. RefSeq names its product metal cation symporter ZIP8-like. Gene Ontology annotation, molecular function: zinc ion transmembrane transporter activity. NCBI's taxonomy places the organism in Eukaryota, Metazoa, Chordata, Mammalia, Microbiotheria, Microbiotheriidae. The record is from RefSeq and is a predicted model, not a curated record. Gene Ontology annotation, biological process: zinc ion import across plasma membrane; intracellular zinc ion homeostasis. Gene Ontology annotation, cellular component: membrane.
GCCUCGGGCUCUGCCAUGGGGGGCUCGCUCCGAGCCCUACCCGGGCUCCUGCUGCUGCUGCUGUCCGCGGCCGGGGUCUCCGGGCUCGCCUUCACCGAGGACGUGCUGACCCUGUUCGGGGGGAACCGGAGCCUGUCCGCGGCUCAAGUGGGUCAUCUGCUGGAUCACAUGGGCGCUGCAACCCGGCCGACAGCCGACCAGCUGCAGCACUUGAACUUGCACUAUAACCAGUGUUUUGAAGAGAUCUUUUCCAUUUACGGGCUCUCCAAUGACACGAGGGUCAACAGUUCUAACUUCUCUGAGAUAUGUCCAGCCAUCUUACAGCAGCUGCCGUUCCAUCCUUGUGAUCACCGUGUAAAAUACAAAUCCAGACCAUCACCUGCACAAAUGUGGGGAUAUGGAUUUCUUUCGGUGACUAUCAUUAACAUGGCAUCUCUCCUGGGACUGCUUUUGACUCCAUUGCUAAAGAAGCCAUAUUUUCCCAAGAUUUUGACUUAUUUUGUGGGACUGGCCAUUGGGACUCUCUUUUCAAAUGCAAUUUUCCAGUUUAUUCCAGAGGCAUUUGGAUUUGAUCCCAAAGUUAAUAACUAUGUUGAAAAAGCAGCUGCCGUGUUUAGUGGAUUCUAUAUUCUCUUCUUUGUUGAACGAGUGCUUAAGAUGCUAUUGAAGAUUUAUGGACCCAAUGAUCAUGUUCACUCUCAGAGUGAUGACUUCAUUCCUUCCCAAGAAAAAGCAACCUCCCCAGUCCCCAAAGCGGCUGCCAUCAACGGAGGCAAAUGUUAUGCAAACCCAGCAGUAACACAGCCUAAUGGACAUCUCCAUUUUGAUAACGCCAGUGUGGUUUCUCUCCAGGAAGCGAAAAAGGAACCAAGUUCUUCAUGUACCUGUUUAAACGGGCCCAAGCUGUCAGAAAUAGGCACCGUCGCCUGGAUAACCCUCUGUGAUGCCCUCCACAACUUUAUUGAUAGUUUGGCCAUUGGUGCAUCGUGCACCCUAUCUCUUCUUCAGGAACUUAGCACCUCAAUAGCAAUCCUGUGUGAAGAGUUUCCUCAUGAAUUAGGGGGCUUUGUGAUCCUCCUCAAUGCAGGAAUGAGUGCUCGGCAAGCUUUGUUUUUCAACUUUCUUUCAGCAUGCUUCUGCUAUGUUGGGCUAUCCUUUGGCAUUUUGGUGGGCAACAACUUUGCCCCAAAUGCUAUUUUUGCAAUAGCUGGUGGCAUGUUUCUCUAUAUUUCUCUGGCAGACAUGUUCCCUGAGAUGAAUGAUAUGCUAAGAGAAAAAGUAACUGGAAGAAAAAAAGAUUUAACCUUCUUCCUUAUUCAGAAUGCUGGUUUGCUAACAGGAUUCGCAGAUAUACUUCUCAUUACCCUGUUUGCCAGAGAAAUUGAGUUGGAGUAAUCUGACUUCAAAGAUGGCUGAGUUAAUGAAGACAAUUAACCAAUAAAAAAAAUAUGAAGAAUUCUUUAGUCUGCAU